Messenger RNA from Phytophthora sojae, 522 nucleotides. RefSeq lists its product as hypothetical. The record is from RefSeq and is a predicted model, not a curated record. The coding region runs from base 1 to 522 and encodes 173 amino acids. Lineage: Eukaryota; Oomycota; Peronosporomycetes; Peronosporales; Peronosporaceae. The transcript has a single exon.
AUGCCCAGGGAACAUCUUUCGCGAAGUGAGGGACGACGCCGCUUUGCCACCCGAGUCGAAGAUCGCCUUGUUGGCGGUAACUCAUCUGAUUCAUUAGUGAGUGCUGCCGUAUCAACGUCUUCAGAGUCUGCAGAAGCCCAAUCAGACUCCACAAACUCCCCAGGGGGUUCUGGUUCUCCUUCCCCCAGCGAUUCUCCCACAAUCGGCGACGCAACGAACAAGAAGCCACUGGCAGCCGUGAAGAGUGCCAUCGCAGAUUUCCAAGUUAUCUCUGGGUUAACGCUAAGGCUACCGACCGAUAAAGAGACGUCGUAUAUCUACAAGUGGGGAGUUUGUGUUGAGAUGGUUGAAGAUGGAAAACCUGUUCACCACUGGAUCUGCCUAGCUGACGACACCCGCAGGAAGCAAGGGACCAAUUUUACGCUUUCGUCUGGUCGAACCUCAAACGCUGCGAGUCAUCUGGCCUCCGUUCACGGUGUAGUUUCACGAAGAAUGCAAGCGUACAAAACCGAAAAAGCGUAA